This is a messenger RNA of Theobroma umbraticum, 1101 nucleotides long. NCBI's taxonomy places the organism in Eukaryota, Viridiplantae, Streptophyta, Magnoliopsida, Malvales, Malvaceae. The record is from RefSeq and is a predicted model, not a curated record.
CUUCACAAAUUUUCUGCCUCAGAAAUAAGUGUAUCAUUAAAUUUUUCCCUUGUCAAAACAAUGACGAUCAAUGGAACCUCUGUCAGAACCAGUUCAGAUGGAGUCUGGCAAGGGGAAAAUCCUCUCAACUAUGCCUUCCCGUUAUUGAUACUUCAAACAACCUUGGUUCUUUUCACUAGCCGCUUCCUUGCCAUCCUUCUCAAACCCCUCCGACAACCCAAAGUGGUUGCCGAGAUAGUAGGAGGAAUUUUGCUAGGUCCUUCUGCUUUGGGCCGCAACAAAGAUUUCUUGCACGUGUUUUUCCCUGCAUGGAGCACACCAAUACUGGAAUCAGCAGCUAGUAUUGGUCUUCUCUUCUUUCUCUUCCUUGUUGGUCUUGAGCUCGAUCUAACCGCAAUUCGUCAAAGCGGCAAAAAGGCUUUUAGCAUAGCCUUAGCCGGGAUGUCUGUUCCUUUCAUAUUUGCGGCCGCACUUUCAUUACUUCUCCAUAAAGCUGUCAAUGGGGAGGAGAGAGUAAGUAUUGGGCAGUACAUACUGUUCCUAGGCGUGGCUCUUUCCAUCACAGCUUUCCCCGUUCUCGCCCGCAUUCUAGCUGAGCUCAAACUCCUAACAACCCAAGUGGGCCAAACCGCCAUGGCGGCAGCUGCAUUCAACGACCUUGCUGCGUGGAUCUUGUUGGCCUUAGCCGUAGCCGUAGCAAGCAAUGGCUCAAGUGAAGCCCACAAAAACCCACUUAUAUCCAUUUGGGUUCUUAUAUCCGGAGUUGCUUUUGUUGCUUUCAUGCUAAUUCUAGUCCGGCCCCUGAUGAAUUGGUUGGCUAGACAGUGCUCGCCUGAACAUGAUUUUGUCAUCGAUGAAGGUUAUAUAUGCUUGACCCUGUCCGGGGUAAUGUUAUCCGGAUUCAUGACUGACCUUAUAGGAAUCCAUGCAAUAUUUGGUGCUUUUAUAUUUGGACUAACGAUUCCUAAAGGUGAAUUCGCAGCAAAACUGAUCAAAAGGAUUGAGGACUUUGUAGCUGGUCUCCUUCUUCCGCUGUACUUUGCUUCUAGCGGGUUGAAGACGGAUGUGACCAAAAUACGUGGAGUAGAGGCUUGGGGCCUU